This is a messenger RNA of Cherax quadricarinatus, 1082 nucleotides long. NCBI's taxonomy places the organism in Eukaryota, Metazoa, Arthropoda, Malacostraca, Decapoda, Parastacidae. The record is from RefSeq and is a predicted model, not a curated record.
UUCAUUGACGGCUCGAAAGAUAAGCAAAAUGAUUUGUGCGCUCCUGGCCGCCGUCAUCACUACCGUUGCUUGUGAGCACUUCAUUAGGAAUGAUGGUAUGCCAAUCAUCUACGGUGGUAACAAUGAUACAAACAUGGCUCGCUCUCCCGGCCUUCUAGUGGUCUCUCCCGCUCCUCCACAAACUCAGCCUCUAAUACCUACAGUUUCGGCAAACUCUGCUAUACAGUUCGUAUCCCCUAGAGAUCAGCAAACAAACCAGCAACCUAGGUUUGUUGGCCGUAUUACACAUCGGGUAACUAACCAGCUGCCCCAUCAUGCAGCCCCUCUGGAACCUGAAACAAAUCAUUUUCCUCGGUUUGGAGAGACUCAAGGUCUAAGUAACCAACAGUUCACAGCACCUCGGGAACAGAUUACCAACUCGAUACAGUUUCCGGCACCACUGGUUAACUCUCAACCUUCUAAUACACAACAAAUAACCACCCACCAUCCUGGACUGAGCUUCAUACCAAGACCACAAGUCUUCCACGACUUGCGUCAGCCUACAUAUGUCUGCGAUCCCCUCGCCAAGCCGUUGGUUGACGAGGUUUACGAUGGAAAGCCUUACCACUUCUCAUGGUGUCAUGAUGGCGGCCGAUCCUACACCUGGUUAACUGCUGUUUAUUACUGUGCAGGCCUUGGUAAUGGCUUUCAACCUGUCAGUUUAGAAAGUCGGCGAGAACAAGAUUUUAUUUCUACCAUUGUUAUUCAACAUUACAUCUCUGACGUAUGGACGAGCGGUAACACCAUAAGCUCUUCUUCUUGGACUUGGUUAUCUGGUGCGUCUUCAGCUUACACAAACUGGUCUCGUACUGGCAGGCGAGGCCUCCCUCAACCCGAUAACGACGAAGGUAACGAGCAGUGCCUGGCUUUACUUAAUAACCACUACAACGACGGUGUUACAUGGCACGACUCAAACUGCAACAAUCAAAGACACGUUAUAUGCGAGGCAACACAAUUCUAUGGUGUAUAAAAUAACCUUUUACUUCGGCUUGCUGUCACAUUUUUUUGCUUUAUCAAGACUGAAAUAAAGCUUGAUUGUUUAA